CUUCAGAAAACAAAUUGAGGAGACGCAAUAUUGACAUCAACAAAUUCAAUCUAACGAAUCAGUAAAGACAGAUAUUAGACAAUGAAUAAAUAACCGAGACAUAUUAAUUUUCUACUUUACCAUCAAUAGAUAAAUAAUUAAUUUUGUCAGUUUCCAAGAAAGGUCAAACACCUUGGAAAAAGAAAAAAGAGCGAUAAUAUAAAAAGAAUGAGUAAAGAAGCUUCAACUCCAAUAUCUAUGAGGGUGACAAUAUCACUAAUUAAUAAAAAGUUUAGUAGUGUUAAAUCAAUAACAAUCAACACCUUUGCGAAAUUGCUAAAUGACGAAAACUUAGAAGAUAAAUUACUGAUUCUGGAUGUAAGAGCAUCUGAAGAACACCAACUAUCUAAGAUACAAAAUGCUGUUAUUGUUAGUGAAACUGGGAAUGAUUUAGAAGAUACAUUCAACAGAUUAAAUUCUUUAGUAAAGAAUGAAAGCCAAAAGAUUACAGUUGUUUGCUAUUGUUCUGUUGGCUACAGAUCUUCGAGUUACGCUGAAAAGUUAACAAAAUAUAUUAAGGAUAAAGAUAUCAAUUCUUUGAAGUAUUAUGAAAUAUUUAAUCUAUCUGGAGGAAUUUUCAAAUGGAUUAACGAUGGUCACCCAGUUUUCAACCAUGAUAAUCAAAUUACUAACGUUUGCCAUCCCUACAAUAGAAUAUGGGGUAGACUUUUGGACAGGAAAUACGUUCCACCUAGUUUAUAGAUCUAAUUUUUACACUUUUUCUUGAUUAACAGACUCUAUUUUGUCAUCCAGAUGGAGCUGUUGCUUAUUUUUGUUUUAUAAUAUCCGUCAGAUGUCUACAUCUUGCAAGAGGAUUUUAUCCAUCAUUGUCUAUUUCAAUAAUUUUUAUGUUUUUUAACAAAAUAAACUAAUAUCUGUCUCUGCUAUUUUUGAAACUAAUUAUAUCCGAAACUUGAAAUAUUUUACAGCAAUACUGAAAUAUAUAUUAAAUGAUUAUACUAUUUUUUUUAAUAACUUAAAUGAGCGAUAAUAAAAGAAAUUGACGGAUAAGAAAAUAUAUAUUAAAAAGAAUGAGUUUAAAAAGAUAUAUAAUAAAGUUAACGAUGUCACAGACAAGAAGAAUGAAAUUAAUUAUUAUUUCUAGUCUGUUGAUAUUUCUUGGAUUGUUUUACUAUCAUAUUUUUUAUAAAUCUCAACGCAUCAUACCAAUAUAUGUUGUGGAAGAGCAUCACGAAGUGUUACCCUAUUGGUACGACGCUGUUAGGGAUGGAUUAAUAAAAAGAACACAAAACACUUUGAUACAUAUAGAUGGUCACAGUGACAUGAACGUUCCUAUCCUAUAUAAAGGUUAUCCUUUAUUUAGAUAUCCGAAAAGUCCAACGGAAGAAGAUAUAACAAUACAAAGAAACGAUAUGUUUAUAUACGCUGCGGUUAUUGCAGGAAUAUUCAAUAGAGUAAUAUGGAUUUAUCCGUCUUGGUUAAAGCAGGAAGAUGAUGCCAAAUAUACAAAUACUAAAAUUUCUUUAGGUUAUAUCUUUAAAAAUAAAAGAUAUGUUUGUCUAUGCGAAGAAAAUUCCAACGAAACGUCUUGCUAUUAUGUUGAUGUUGAUAAAGAUAUUGAUGAUCGUAUAAUACCAAUGGAAAUUAAUGAAUGUUCAACUUCUACUAAUUUUCAAUUUGAAAUUGUUGAGGAAACUGAAGCUAUUAAGAUGUUCAAAACCGAUUGGUUAAAGAAUGAUGACUCUAUUGUUGUUGACUUUGAUCUCGACUACUACGGUGUUGAAUUGGCGUAUAAACCUAUAACAAAAUAUAAUAUUAAUUGGAAGAAAAUUGAAAAGUUAAAUAGAGCUUUAGAUCCAUUUCUCUGUCCCCGUUUACAACAACACGAAGUACUUGGAAAUGCAUUUUUGGGUAAAGCCGCCCAUUAUUUAUUAAUAGCCAAGCAGUUCGAGAGUAGAAAUGACACUUUGAGAAAAUAUAGAAAAUCUCUUUUAAAAGAGUAUAAAAGAGAUCCUUUGCUAUUUUGUGCUAAAGAAAACGCAGAACUCAUGGAAGGUUGGAAAAAUUUAGCGAACGCUAUUCUUGAUUUUUCUAUUAAAGAAUUUGAGAUAAUUGUUAAAAAAGUUAGAUUUUGUCUCUCAACUUCUUUUAAGACUUUUAUGCCAAACGAUGAUUCACCGGGAAUAGUAGUUUGUCAUGGUAUGAAUACCCCUAACGACACAGUUGUUCAAGAGCAUUACCCUACUCCUGUUGAAACUGUUAAAAGAACAGCAAGACUCGCCAAAAUGCUCUCAGGAAAUAUUGAUAAUAUGAAAAUAUCAACCGUUUGUAGGUCAAUAAGAGAUGGAUAUACUCCACGAAGAUUAGUAGCUCAUCUAGAAGGAGAUGCGCUAUCCGUCAUAAGAGAAUCAGUGUCAACAUCAAAAUUUCUUAUCUAUUUCGAUGAUUUUCUUUUAUGGGGAAAACUUGGAUGGUGGGAUAUAUAAACUUUUUACACUUGACCUUGAAUACCUUUUUUAAACGAAAAAUUUAUAAUACAACUGUUUAGAACUAGACUUUUUUAGAUUUGUAAAUAAAUUGUAUUCUAGUUGGUUUUAAAUGUCUUUUUUUAAAACGUUCAAAUUUUCCAUCUUUAUAUAAUUUAUUUGUAUUUCCAUGGCUAAAUAAACUAAAUAAAACAUUGACUUGUUCUAUAUGAAACAAAUAGUGUUUUAUACUGUUUAUCGCUUAUUUUUUGUUUCAUAACAAAUAUUUCACGUAAACAAG
Messenger RNA from Dimorphilus gyrociliatus, 2766 nucleotides. NCBI's taxonomy places the organism in Eukaryota, Metazoa, Annelida, Polychaeta, Dinophilidae. The record is from the annotation of a GenBank genome assembly.